AUGGCAGCCGAUAAGUUGUUCAGUGUGGCUGAUGUCGCCCUCCACAAAGACAGAACUGACCUAUGGGUCAUCAUUCAUGGAAAAGUCUACGACCUUACUACAUACGUGCGAGAUCACCCUGGCGGUGCAGAUGUCCUGUACGAUGUUGCUGGAGCCGAUGCGACCGAAGCAUAUGAAGAAGUCGGCCAUUCGGAGGAUGCGGACGAGAUCUUGAAGACCUUUUUGAUUGGCACAGUGGACGGCGCCGAACCGACCAAAGCUCCUAAGAAGGUUGUUCGUCUAGUCCAGCCGACCAAUACAAAGAAGGAGACUGUUAAAAAAUCAGGGUCUUCUGCUGGUGCAGUUGCCUUGGUGAUCGGCUCCAUUACUGGUGGCGCGGGACUCUACUUUGCUUCUCAGCACCAUCUCAAGCUACAAAAUAUCUUGCCCAAGCUUUCCUUGUCCCUGCCUUCUGCGCCGUCGCUACGGUCAACAUCGAGUCUUACCCUGUCGCGGGGAGGAUUCUUUACCGGAUUUGCUGUCGCUACCUCUGCGUGUGCGGUGAUUGGCACCUUUGUUGCCGCCAAGCUUUCAAAAAUGACUCAAAUCGAGUCUGGAUUCACCAAAUAUCCUGCUCAUUUGAAGAGUCGACCUGUGCCGAAGGCGGAUCCUGGGCUUGCCCGCGGUUACUUACAGCCUAAGGAAUACAGAGCUCUUCCCCUAGUCAAAAAAGAGCAGCUUUCGCCGAACGUUUUCCGAUUUGUUUACCAGCUGCCACAGGAAACUGAUGUCAUCGGCAUUCCAAUCGGUCAGCAUUGUGCUAUCAAAGCCAGUAUUGACGGAAAAGAUGUCACUCGGUCUUACACCCCAACCUCUAAUAAUACAGACCUAGGUAGGCUGGAGCUGGUCAUCAAGUGCUACCCUGACGGAGCCCUGACUGGAAAGUAUCUUGCCAAUCUGAAGGUCGGGGAUAAGACACUCUUCCGCGGCCCUAAGGGUGCAAUGAAGUACAAGAGAGGUGUCUGCAAGAAGAUUGGAAUGGUCUGUGGUGGCACUGGAAUCACUCCUAUGUACCAGCUUAUUCGCGCUAUCUGCGAAGACGAAGACGACACAACGGAAGUCAGUCUCAUCCUCGCGAACCGCACCGAGGAGGACAUUCUUCUAAGAAAAGAACUCGAAAAAUUCGCCCGGAAUCACCCUAAAAACUUCAAGCUCUGGUAUAUGCUCGACAAGCCUCCACAGGACUGGGCCUAUGGUAAGGGCUUUGUCACUAAAGAUGUUAUGGCUGCCAAGCUCCCAGCGCCUUCUCCCGACACCAAAAUCAUGCUCUGUGGACCGCCUGGCAUGGUUAAAGCUGCCCAGACUGCUUUGGUAUCCAUGGGCUUCCAGGCUCCUGGAUCUAUCGCAAAGAUGACCGAUCAGAUCUUCCUCUUUUAG
Molecule: messenger RNA, 1416 nt
Organism: Penicillium coprophilum
Lineage: Eukaryota; Fungi; Ascomycota; Eurotiomycetes; Eurotiales; Aspergillaceae
Exons: 2
Coding region: 1-1416 (471 amino acids)
Cellular component (GO): endoplasmic reticulum
Molecular function (GO): heme binding; oxidoreductase activity
Source: RefSeq, a predicted model, not a curated record